Messenger RNA from Durusdinium trenchii, 3000 nucleotides. NCBI's taxonomy places the organism in Eukaryota, Dinophyceae, Suessiales, Symbiodiniaceae. The record is from the annotation of a GenBank genome assembly.
AGCUUAUUCCAGCUUCAAGCCGCCACCCUCAGCUUCACCAGACGGAGUGUUUCUUCACGGCCGCUUCGGCCGAAGCGAACCGGGGGUUGAACUGGGGCUGGGUUCAGGGGCCACGGCGGGAUGGUGAAAACGAAGUUCCAACGUCAAGGGACCUAUGCGCCGCAAGAGUUGGAGAUCCUUCAUGCCAUCGAUGAGCGCUUUGAAGAGUUGGAAGAGACCAUCAUCUUGGCCUCCUUGGUACCCCAGCUUCAUGAGCGACUCUUUGCAGUUGAGCAGCUGCUGAAUUUGAAGAAGGACCAGAUCUCUUCUUCAUCCUCUUCCGGCUCCAAACUGGACACCUCGAGUAAGCUCGCGGACAAGCUGCAGAAAGUGCCCAGUGCAAGCCCCUUGAAUGCCCCCCGCUUGGGCGCGCAGGCGCCCAGUCCGGCGCGGAAAGCAGCACCAGACGAGGAGGAAACUGUGGAUGAUGAGGGGAACAUAAUUAUGGUGGAGUUGGAGCCACCUCCGCUGCCCGUCUCAGUCUCUUCUCGCGUCAGCGUCGAGGACUUGGCCGCCCUGUCGCCCCUGCAGCGCCGCGAAGUGAAGAAGAUGACCGAGAUCUCCCGGGACAAGGUCUCCGUGAUCGAUGAGAAGACCUUAGAUACCCAGACCAAUGAAUACUACACCUUUGGGGAGUCCACUUGGGAUCUGGUGAUCUUCAUCGGUACCGGAGCGCUGGGACCCCUGGGUUCUUUUCAGACCUUCUUAUUGGCGGUGGUGAAUGUCCUCAUGCAAGUCGUCUUUGUGGCCAUCGCGGCGUACAAUUUCACCUCUCCGGAUGUCGAUGAAGAGGCCAUCCUUGCCUCCCUGAGGUGGCGAAGGUCCUCGGGCCAUUCCUUCGCAGAUUAUAGCGCUGUGGCAAAGGAAUCCUUGGUGCACCGAGUGUGCAAGAUCGAUAAAUCCUUAGAGUCCUCUGGAAUCCAAGUGGCUCUCAUGGAGGAUAUCAACAAGUACCUGAAGUCCGACGCAGCGGGCAUGGAAGGCUUCUUCACAGGCCAAAUCCUCUGCAUUGUGGCGCUGGUUUGUUGGUAUUUGAUGGUGGCAAAGGAGGUGAGUCAUGCUUUGGCCUUGCACCGCGGCGUUAUGGCCAUGCCUCGGGGGCUUACGAAGCUGGACCAGCGGGAGAACCCCUUCACGCAGGUGGUGCAUUACCGGCUUCGUGCGGUGACCUUCAGCCGCAAGCUUGCCAGUGGACUGCUCUUGCUAUACCGCCUGGUGGCCGCCGGGCUGCUGGUCAUGGUGGGGACCUACUUUCUGGUCUACACAGUGAGCGUCACAGAGCUCAUUUUAAACGCCGUGGCCUUGGGGAUUAUCUUGGACAUCGAUGAUCUCUUGUUCGACGCCUUAGCCACGACUCCAGGGAGGCAUUUGGUUCAUCAACUGGAUCCACUGCCCAUGCCGUCCUUGCCCAGGAUUCGAGGGGCAGAUGCCAAAUCCGUCUUUAUGAGCCUGGCCAUUCCUGGGCUCACGCUCUUUGUUUACUUCACCAUGCUGGGACCUAUGGUGCAAACGCUUGAAGAGGUGAAGUCGGCCAUGUGUGGUGGAAACGUCGACUUUGUAUGGACCUUGGACAAGAAUCGGAUCACCCGCUUAUCACCCACCGUUGGUGGUGGUUGGGACGAAGAAGAAGACAGCAUCAAGACCAGGGCCAUUGAGGAGGCCGAGAGGAUUGGUUACGGCUCUUCCAUCAAUCAAACUCGCUUCGGCCUCUGGGAGUCCGAGGUGAGCGUUCUCAGCGAUAUUGCUGCCAUGAGCCAUCCAGAAUUGGUCCAAGCGAGCAACCCUUCUUGUGGAGAUUUGGCCAACCAAGAGCCUCUCUUGAACUACCUUCGAUAUUUUCUGCAAAAUGAUAGUAUUCAAAGCUGCGCAGAUGCCUUGCCCUAUUGCAAUUCUGUGACGAAGAUGCCUGAGUAUGGCGGAGAUGAGGGACGUGGCUGGGCGACGCGCUACUUAUGCGCCGAGAGUUGCGGAUGUCGAAACCCGGGCGGUGAAGGCAUUUCUUUGCAAGGAUGCCCAGCAGAUGACUGUCGAGCUACCCCGGACUUCACCAGCUUCAGAGAAAGCAGCGUUUGCAUCGAGAAGAACGCCUCGCGUUUGCGACGUUUCGCACCGUGGGUUGCCUGGGUGGAGACAAUCCGAGCCUAUGGUCUCUCACCAGCCCAGUUGGAUCGCCAAGCCGAUGCACUCUUGAUCGCCAAUGCCAUGUGGGAGAAUGGCUGUGGAUUUAUGCAAAACUUGACAGAUCAAAACAUCUCAUGGGGAAGCUGCUUUGCAUGGAGUAGUACGUUCAACUGGGAGUUCAAGACGGUGGAAGCCUUUUGCCCGAUCACCUGUGGCUGUUCCGAGACCCACAGAGCGUAUACGGGCUGCCCGUUGCCAUAUGGCUUCAGCUGUGAUGGCUUAUGGCAUUGCCUCACUUGGAAUGAGCAACAUUACUGCCCACCCUAUGUGGAGGUCAUCUACGGAGAAUUCACCAUGUCCUACAACUAUUCACAUGUCGGGGUCUUGUCCGAGUACUACUGGUCUUUGGUGAAUGCCAUGAAAGUGGCGAUCGCCGAACAUGCGGGUCAUUCUCAAGCGCUUCAUCCGGAUACCAUUGUGCCUGAAUGGCUCUUCGACAUUGGCAUCGUGUAUGGAGCUUUUCAGAUUUUCUUGGUGGAUCCUGCCAUGAAUGCCACACAGAUGCAGCUCACCAUGUUCUCAACACCAGCGAGUCACUUCCAGGCGACGCUGCAGAGUACAUUGGACUCCUGGAGCGUGCCCUGGAUGGGUCUGCAACUGGAAUCGAUCAGUCCCCCCGUGGUGGAUGAGACACGUGACCGAGAGAAGCGCCGGCUGAAGCGCAGCGUUGCGCUGCCCUGAUCGGCCGGCGAUGGCCGGGAACCCUUGGACGAAGAUGACGAAGCGCCGGAGAAGGGCUUGGGCUUCUUCAGGUCGGUGUGGAUUGAGGUGGCUUCGGGC